Molecule: messenger RNA, 1650 nt
Organism: Acanthocheilonema viteae
Lineage: Eukaryota; Metazoa; Nematoda; Chromadorea; Rhabditida; Onchocercidae
Source: the annotation of a GenBank genome assembly
AUGGGAGAAAUUUAUGAAAAUUCUAGCUCAUCUCGUCCCUGGGGAAACUCCCCGUUCUGUGGCUUCCGCCUCCUCUCAGAAGAACGAAUAAGCCUAACGAUCGAACAACCUCGUGUCGUUUCCCUCGCAUUCUCAUUCCUCAUCCACGAAAUUCCAGUUGCACUUAACAUCAUCGUUAUCCUACGGUUGGACGCUGUUCAGCACUAAGACGAAGCAAUGGCCACGGAUACGAAAAUUCGCGAUGUUAUUUGUCUUAGGGGAUCGGCACAACUUAUUCAGGAAUUCUUUUAUUUUGGUCUUAAUAACAUUCUUUACCUGCGGGGUAUAUAUCCUGCAGAUUCUUUCGAGAAGAGAAAAAAGUACGGACUCACCAUGCUCAUUUGUAAAAAUCCAGAACUGGAACAAUAUUUGAAGCCACUCUUAAAGCAAGUGAAAUAUUGGUUGGAAAAUAAGCAGUUAAGGAAACUGAUUAUUGCGGUCGCAAAUAUAGAAACUAAACAUCCAGUGGAGCGAUGGCAAUUUGACAUUGAAACAGAAGAAAUUAUUAAGCAAAAUGGUGAAAACUCUACCAAAGAAAAGCAUGAAGGGAAAAUCAGACAGGAGAUGGCUGAAGUGAUGAGGCAAAUAACAGCCUCGGUAACGUUCCUACCAUUACUUGAAUCACCGUGUUCGUUUGAUGUGCUCAUUUAUACUGGUAAGGAGACGGACACACCGGAGAACUGGGAAGAAACUAGUGCCUGUUCAAUUCUUGAUGCCGAACAAGUGGAGUUCCGCUCUUUCUCAACGGCGGUACAUACAGUGCAUACGAAAGGCAGGAUUACAUGUGCAAAUGUUUUGAGCGAUUUGUAUGCGAUGGGAGUGGUUGACUGUGACAAUAUGUUGGUCUUACUUGGUAUACCCAAAGAUAUUAGUGAUAACGAGCGGGACGUUGUUGCCACCAAUUUUUUCGAUGGUUUUAAGGAUACUGCAACAGAAGCUGGUACCGCCAUCAGAGGCGGUCAGACAGUACGUUGUCCUUGGCUGCUACUAGGUGGAGUAGCUACGAGUGUGUGCAGCACUGAUGAAAUGGCUACGGUUGAUGGAGCAUGCCCUGGUGAUGUUCUAUUGCUCACCAAACCACUUGGAGGCCAGGUGGCAGUAAAUUCAUAUGAAUGGCUCAAAAGAGGAAAUCCCCGUGUGAAGGAGCUGAAAUUAGAUGGGGCAAGAAUUGUGCGCGCAUAUCAACAGGUCGUUGAACAAAUGUGUCGACUAAAUAGAAAUGCUGCACGCAUGACUCUAAAGUAUAGCACCCAUGCUUCAACAGAUGUAACCGGCUUUGGAAUUCUAGGACAUGCUGACAAUUUGGCGAAAGCGCAGAAGGCGGAAGUGCAAUUUAUUAUUCAUACCCUGCCUAUAAUCGAUUACAUGGCCGAAAUCUCAAAAACAAUGGGCAAUGGUUUCAGUCUAUUCAGCGGGACAUCUGCGGAGACAUCAGGCGGCCUCUUAAUUGCUGUGGAAAAAGAGAAGGCGGAACAAUUACGCAUCGAACUGGAACAGCUUGAUGGAUUCCCAGUAUGGCUUGUGGGCAAUGUCAUCAGCGGCUCACGUGGUGCUGUUAUUGCUGAAGAUGUAAAAAUCGUCUCUGUAGCUUCAAAAAUACACCCUGUCUAA